UCUAGGAAAAUUAUUCUGAGAGCAAUCAACUAUUCAGAUGAUUUUAGUCGUCGAGAAGGGAGGAUGUUUUACGGUAUGAUCUCGAAUGAAGUGAUAAAUAAAAGUGUUUGCAACAUUCACGAUUGAGUGUUUCGGAGUCUUCAGUUAGUAUGUUGAAUUGCGAUUUAUAAUUUUGAUUAAUACGUGUGAUACAUUCGAAAAAACCAACGAGCAAAAUAUGGAUAUUCUAGAAACGAAAACGCUAUGAUUUUUUUAUGACGAAGUUAAAUGAUGGACAAUGCACUAAUUCAAGGGCAAACAUAUGUAUGAAUGUAUGUUAAAAAAACAUACCGUGGUAUAUUUUAUCUCUGAUAACCGAGUGGAGAAUGUUAAAUAAAUGGUAUACAGCACAUAAUUACAAAAUCAAUCACACUAACGAACAAACAAAAGAACGAUUUUACAAACAAUACAUCGAAAGAAAGACCAAAUAUACGGAGGAAGCAAAGAAACGAACACAACAGCAGACACGUUAACUAAGAAAAAGAGGAAACUAAGAAAACUAUACAACGAACACAACGAAAAACUAUAAAACAAAUAAAACGGACGAUUCGCGAAACGAACGAAGUUUUCCGAACAAGGUUAUAUAAUAAGACAGAAUCCAAGACGUUCUCUUCAGAAGUCUCGAAGAUGAAUGUUGCAGAAAUACUUCGGCUGCUGGACAGAUGUAUCCUCACCGCGGAAAAGAAAAGCGCUUUGAACGAUUUGUUGUCUGCGGAUAUUAAUUUUGGCGGAUGUCAGGUGAAGACGUUGGCGAAAAAAGGCGAAUCUGUUAUAUUUCCGGUUGGGACGUUGAAUCGGGUUCCGGAAGUGACUUCAGCGCUCUGGCUCGCAAACUUCCGGUCUGCCCUUAUCGACCACGAGUUAAGCAACGAAUCGAUACGAGAGGUGUUGGUUUUGUAUCGAUACCAUCUUUUUGAAGAAAAGUAUCGAACUGAAAUCGAACAGCGCGAAAAAGAGUUGAACACUUCUAAGCUCAACACCCAUUCUAGAAAUGAAAAAGUAAAAGCACACAAUAUCACGAACAGGGUAAAAGCAAUCCAAACUGACUUAAAAGUGGAUUAUGGUGAAAUAAUGCUAGGUGGACCAAUAUUGUUUGGUAGAGAACAAUCCAAUGGUGAAACUUUGAAUGUGCAUGCCGGUACAGAAGCGAGCGAGCUUGAUUGCAAGGGUCCCUUACGGCCGACGGAAUUGCUUGAUCGUAUAAUCAAAACUCACAAAAUGCGGCGAGACAUCAUUAUACCGACCAUGACACAGAACGGGGAUUCUACAUCCGAUGCAUCGUCUGCCAGAACGCGAAAACAUGGACCAAGUUUACCGCGUUUCGGUUACGAGCCAUCCCGGGGACGAACCAGCAACCUGCCGCGAAAUAAUGAAUUAUGUCGACUGCUAGCGAGCCCAGAUUCGCAAACCGCAACACAUUUGUGCGAUACAACACAUGAAAAUAACAACAGCGUAUUGGAUUUGAUACCAAGGCCACCUCUUGUUGAGAAGAAAAAUGUUAGCAAACGACAGGGUAGUAUAGUUUGUAAGGGUGGCCGAAGUUCGCCCGGCGAUCACCAGAAAUGGUGCGUUUAUUACGAAGCAAAUAUUUCGCAGGACACAACUGACCCGAAAUCCGGAACACCACGGACACAAGGCGAUAAUGUGCAGUCGGACAAGCUAAAAGACAGGGAUAAGUCAAUACCUUCACUUCCGAGAUCGAAAACAAGUUUAGAAUUCGAAACAAAAUUUCAGAGACCGGAUCUACCAGAUUAUCAGUCGCUUCACCGUGAUGUUUACCUGCGGGCACUUGCAGAUUCACGCGCUCGCCUCGUUUUCAAGAAAGCGCAUAAUUUCGCGACCCAGACAACAAGACCAUGGGUGUUUUCAUAUUUUGGCGACAUGAAACGAGGCAAAACUUGUAUUGAUCUUCGAAAAAAUAGUAAUGAAAUGGCGCAUAUUUUUGGUAAAGGCCACACAGACUUUACGCAUUACUAUGAUAUGUUUGUAAAAGCUAAGCUAAACAGGAAAAAGGCUGACUUAGCUAAGGGAACAGACAAUGUGUGACUGCAAUUAGGUUGAUUGUAAACGUCUUCUUAAAUUGAAUACAUUUUCGCAUCUGUAAACUUUUUUUUAAGGAAAAGUGUUGGAAAACAGCACUAAGCACACGAAAUCAAAAACAAACCGAGGAUUUUACACUUUUAUUUUUACACGUAUAUAAUUAUAUGCAUACAUACAUUACAUUUUAGGAUAAAAGCUUAUUCUUUUAAA
Messenger RNA from Dreissena polymorpha, 2289 nucleotides. RefSeq lists its product as uncharacterized. The record is from RefSeq and is a predicted model, not a curated record. The transcript has 2 exons. Bases 667 to 2085 code for a protein of 472 amino acids. Lineage: Eukaryota; Metazoa; Mollusca; Bivalvia; Myida; Dreissenidae.